Styela clava is the source of this 2465-nucleotide messenger RNA. RefSeq names its product calcium homeostasis modulator protein 6-like. Gene Ontology annotation, cellular component: plasma membrane. The record is from RefSeq and is a predicted model, not a curated record. Gene Ontology annotation, molecular function: monoatomic cation channel activity. NCBI's taxonomy places the organism in Eukaryota, Metazoa, Chordata, Ascidiacea, Stolidobranchia, Styelidae.
UCAGAUAAUCCGUAUGGAAAGUACAGAUUUGAAGAAUAGGAUAUAACGCAUAUAUAUAUUGUUUGCUAUUAUCUUUUGUUCACUAAUAUGCAAAUUUUAUUAAUCAUGAUUCAUACUAUUACUAUAGUGACGAUAAUGAUUUGAUACAAGUUGAUCAAAAUGCCAAUCGGAGCAAAGUCGUUUGCAACCUCAGCCGCCAAAAGCUUGACACAAUUCAAGGGUACAGCCCUAAAUACUGGCAUAGCGGUUCUCACAGUGGUUCUCGAAGAAGUCUUGAACCGUGCGGUUUAUUACUGCCCUUGCGUAACUCCAAGUGAACUAGGUGAUUGCUUCAGCACGAGUAACAGCAUCAAUUCUUCGUUUAAGUGCACAGCCGAAAUUAAUCACACAUACGGACUAUCAUAUAUUUUCGGACCUGCCAUCGCUCUGUUCUUCUUUAUGGCAGCUUCUUCACCAAGGUUAUGGAAGACAUUAACUGGAUGUUGCAACAAGGACAAGGACUCGAGGCGACGGAAAGAUCGGGUGCUGUGGACUUUUAUUGAAAUAUUUGGCAGAGCACUCAUAGCCCCGGUAACGUGGGUAUGCUUUGCGUUAUUAGAUGGAAGGUAUUAUGCUUGCGCAGUUACUCCACUGCCAUAUGAUAUCGGGAAAACUGGCCACCAAUACAGCUCUUGUACAGAGGUCGCAAAGGCUGUUAAACCUGCGUAUUCGGAUGCAUACAGUGAUAAUAGAAGUUAUUCACAAAUCUGGGGAUGGGUAUCUAUAGCAUCGUGUGUCGCCUUCGCUUUUGUCAUUUAUUCGAUUUCCCGUUGCGGGUAUCCGUUGACGUAUUAUCACGCAAAAUAUUUCGAUUUGUACCGAAGGUUUGAAGAAGAGGAAUUUGACGAUGAAAUGAAGAUUAAGGCCCAGAAAGAAGCUGAAAGCAACAUUCGGAAAUUCAUGUCAAAAAAUCGAGAAAAAGCUUUAUGGGACCGAAUUUCUACUGUAUUUUCAUUCCAUAGAAAUCCUAAAAAUAUUGCAUUAUAUUCCUAUCUGCAUGAGUUCAUAAUUGAAGAAGAAAAAAACAAGCCGCUGUUAGAGAUAGAGGCCGGGGUCGUAGAGACAACAACGACGGUUUCGACAGAUGGAGAAGUAGAAGACGAAGUUUAGAUUAUUUUAUAAUUAUAUAUAGGGUGAACAAAACGUCCUGCUUUUGCCAAAAAGUCUGAUCUGAUGAUUGAAUGUUUGAUUGUUCACGCACCGCUCCAGGUAACUUAUUUGCUUUUUUACACAAUUCGGGCUGCCUAAAAUAAUUAAACGACGACUUGAAUCAACUGAAAUAUCAGUGACUGCAAAAGAGACAAUUGACUUAUUAAAGUUGUCUAUACAAUUUUAGUUUCGUUUUAUGUUUCGAACGUUAAAGCAGUGGAUGCGAUUCUCAAGAUAGAAUUCUAUUCAUCACAGUGCUAUCUCCGACACCGCGCAAAUCAAUAAAUUAUUGAAUGUCAAAAUCUCAACCUCAUAUAUAUUGAACGAUCAGAUCAACAAAACUUUUUUUUUUAAUUUGCUAACAACUUCAUACUUAAUUUUACCAAUCUGUACCAAAAUACAUUUCUGCUAGUCUAAAAUUACAUUCAGCACAUUUUAUGGAAUUUUUCAAUGCCCCUAAUAUUCAUAUAAAUUGUAUAUAUGUAUAUUUCAACAUAAUUGUUUGUUUUCUAGAGAAACGCCUUGUUAUCCAUACCGCGUAAUAAUUGUAAAAGAAGUUAUUUUAUGACUAUGUUAUUCAGUACUAGUGUAUUUAUAUUUUUUUAUAUUGUUGCAAUUCUACUAGUGCUUUUGUAAAAAGGAACCAUGCAGUUACAAGUUUUGAAGAGCAUAAUCCCCACCCUCCAGUGAUUAGUCGUAUAACGUGUUUCCCCGAAAGUAAGACUGGUCUCAUCUCACUUUUUUGCGGAAAAUAACACUAAGGCUUAUUUUCGGGGGAUGUCUUAUAUUUUCAUUUAUCUAAACAAAAUAACAAAGUAGAGAAUUACGAGAUUUUCAAAUAUACAAAAUAUAAAAACCGAUAUCCAUUUACUUUUAAGUAACACACUUUCGUUCAAAAUAACUGCAAAACAUAGAUUAUCAAUCAUUUCAAACGUGUAGGGGAGAUUUCUUGCUAUUGACUAGGUCAAAAAAAAUCGUGUUAUUCACUACGUCUUAUUUUAAAGGGAGGGCUUAUAUUAAAAUCAUUUUUAAAAUUCAGACUAUGUCUUAUUUUCGGGGAAACACGAUAUAUAUUCCGAUGAAAGAUUUAUAAACUUGUUAACGAUUGCAAAGAAUGGCUCAACCGCCAUACCUUCAUGACUAUUUAAAUACAAUUUAUUCAAGAUAUUUCAAACAUUUCACUGAUUUAAUUCUUAUUCAUGUAAUACUAAAUUUUUAAUAUAUAUACAAUCAUUCUUUCAUACCGAAUAAAUGAAUGAAAAAAGACACCAGGUUGA